Ilyonectria robusta is the source of this 915-nucleotide messenger RNA. RefSeq lists its product as uncharacterized. The coding region runs from base 1 to 915 and encodes 304 amino acids. The transcript has 2 exons. NCBI's taxonomy places the organism in Eukaryota, Fungi, Ascomycota, Sordariomycetes, Hypocreales, Nectriaceae. The record is from RefSeq and is a predicted model, not a curated record.
AUGAAGACGAUCUCGGCAGGCUUGGCCUUGAUAUCGGGCCUGAUGGCCGUUGUGACGGCCGAUGCCUUGCCGCCAGAGGACAUUCCACUGCAGUGUGUGCCAAUCUGUGGCCCAAUCGUCGAGCUGACAACGGAUUGCGAUGUUCACUGGCGGCUAAAGAAACGAAACCCCGACGGCCUCGCUCGACGUGAAUGGACCCCGAAGUUGGCGGUGGAACCUCAAGUCGGUGGCCCUUUCCAGCCUACAGCGGGAGUCAGGUCAACCGAAGUUGUUGAUAGGUUCGGGAGGAGGAGUUUCUCGAUCAUCGUUGCGGCGCCAACAUCCUUUCCAGUCGAGGCCGCCGCCACGACCGAUAGCGACCUCGAUCUGCGGCCAGAGUCGACUCUGACACGCAUCACUCCCACGAUCGAGAAAGCGUCUUUCAGGACCACGCUCGCAGUGUCAACGCGUUCCACCUCCACCACCACUACCACUAUCACCUCUUUAAUAACCUCAAUUACAAUUCCCCCUGUCUCAAAUUCCAUGUCCGACGAGGCCGCCGAGAGUUCGACGACGAGCAGCUGGAACUGGGAUGACGACAUCCAGGAGCCAAAGGGACAAUUGUAUACCCAGGGCAACGCGGAAAAAGACUGUGUGUGCCUCAAUGAGAGCUUUGAUGUGGCCAAAAUUACCGCGCUCUGUGCCAGUUGCAUUGCACAGGCAGGGUUCCCCGAUAAUAAUAUCAACGUUAUCAUGGAGGGGUGUAACUUUACCGCCUUGACUUACACACCCAGCCAAGACAGCGCGGCCAACAACAUCAACGUCAAGGCCGUUCGGCCGUCUUCGGUCGCUUCAUCGAACGCUGCAUUGAACGCGAGACCGGCCAGUUUCGGGCUAGCGGCUGCGGCCUUGGGGUUUGUCUUUGUUCUGCUCUGA